UGCCUUUAAUAUUUUGGUCAGUUAAUUGGUAAAAUCCAGGGACCAGGUAAAUAUGUGGGUUAUCAGGUUAAACUCUGGAACAAAAUUGAAAGCAAAAGAGUUGAUUUUGUUUGGUUGAUCAGUCACUGCCUUUUGUAGACUCGACAAUGUAACAAGUUAGCUAUCGAUAGCUAAUAAUUCUGGAUAUCUUUGAAAACCAUCGAAAAGUUAACCUCAUUUGUUUAUUGGAAUGGAAAAGUCACCUAAAUUUAGUAUCAAUUUGAUUUGUCAGUGACAACAUUAGAUUUUUACCGUUAAAUUGUGACAAUUGUGAGAUUUAUAAACAUGAAUACUUUCCAAUCUGUUUUGAACCAUCGUUACCUUAAAUGCUCUCGACCAUGGAUCGGAUGUUUAUUUGUGGCCAUUUAUACAAUACUAACAUCUAUUUUCGAUCUUUUUUGGAGCAUUUAUCGACUUCUUGACGAACAUCAUCCAUUUGUAUUUUUCCUUUUUUUUAUGCUAGCAUUGGAAAGCAUCGUGUUCUUAGCUGUUUCCUGUUUUAUGGUGUUAGCUUUAAUCAAAAACAUAAGAUGGUUGCUUUUGCCUUGGAUGAUUAUUGCCAUUGUUGACAUAACUUUAGCAUUUGCCUUGCUAUUUGUUCAGAUUUCAUUACCGAACCGUGAUUAUGGAGCUCCAUGUGUAAUGGCUGUCUUUGAAUUGGCAGUCACCAUUUUAGUCCAAGGAGUUCUGGUUUAUGGAUUGCUCUUGGUUUUCAAAUAUUAUGUAGAGCUGGAUGAAAAACGCGUAGAUACAAUUACUAAAGUGGCCCCACAUCAGGAUAUUGUUUCAAUCGAUCGAAGAGAUGAUUCAAUAGAAGUAAUGAGCCUUCAAAAAGAUGACGAAUGAAACAAAAACAAGAUUAAUUGGCGUUAUUGUAACAUUAACACUCGAGUGUUUAUCUCGAAGAUUGAAACUCUGGAAAUCGACGCUUAUGAUUUUUUACAAUUCAUUAGUAACAGAUACAAUGAUUUAAUUACGGCAUUACGGUGCAUUCUUCUGCUUUUAUGCUAAUCAAAUGUCCAAUCAUUCACAAAAAGAUCACCAAACAAUACUUCAUUUCAUUUUUUAAUUGGUCUUUUUAUUCAUCAAUAUUUGUAAGACCUAAAUACAAAAUACUUUAAUCAUUGUAACAACUUGUUGGUUUGAUUAAACUUGAAAAUUUACAAAACUUUAAACAAUAAUUGUUUUUAUUUGUGAUUAAUAAAAAUAAGCUUUUUAAUAGUUACGUUAAGUAAUUUUGCAUCACAUGAAUUGAACAUUUGGUAGAAAAUUAAAAUUUGAUGUAUGCAAUCCAUAAAAAGAGUUGACUUUUCAAAAUUAUUAAAUACUAAAAA
Messenger RNA from Tetranychus urticae (two-spotted spider mite), 1373 nucleotides. RefSeq lists its product as uncharacterized. NCBI's taxonomy places the organism in Eukaryota, Metazoa, Arthropoda, Arachnida, Trombidiformes, Tetranychidae. The record is from RefSeq and is a predicted model, not a curated record.